AUGGGCGCGGCGAGCUCGAGGCUGGAGAAGGCGCUGGGCGAGCAGUUCCCCGAGGGCGAGCGGUACUUCGGCCUCGAGAACUUCGGCAACACCUGCUACUGCAACAGCGUCCUCCAGGCACUUUACUUCUGUGUUCCUUUCCGCGAGCAAUUACUGGAGUACUAUGCAAACAAUAAAAGCGCCAGCGAUGGCGAAGAGAACAUGUUAACCUGCUUAGCUGACCUUUUCUCUCAGAUCAGCAAUCAGAAGAAGAAAACUGGUGUUAUUGCUCCUAAGCGUUUUAUACAACGACUGAAGAAACAGAAUGAGCUUUUCCGCAGCUAUAUGCAUCAGGAUGCUCAUGAAUUCCUGAAUUUUUUGUUGAAUGAGCUAGUUGACAUUCUCGAGAAAGAAUGUAAAGCUAAUAAAGAACCUUCUCAAAAUUCAUCUUCGAAUAAGACUUCUAAUGGCCCUAGUAAUGGUCAGCCCAAUGGUAGUCAUAAAGAACCGGAUACUACAUGGGUCCACAAAUGCUUCCAGGGAAUAUUGACUAAUCAAACAAAAUGUCUGAGAUGUGAAACCGUCACUGAUAGAGAUGAAACAUUUCUUGACUUGAGCCUGGAUAUAGAACAAAAUAGUUCAAUCACCAGCUGCCUUAAAAACUUCAGCUCAACAGAAACUUUGAACGCCGAGGAUAAGUUCUUCUGUGACAAAUGCUGCAGGUAUGUUAUUCCAUUUCUCUUGAUUGCAUGUUGUUUCCUCAUGUAA
Molecule: messenger RNA, 747 nt
Organism: Triticum turgidum subsp. durum (durum wheat)
Lineage: Eukaryota; Viridiplantae; Streptophyta; Magnoliopsida; Poales; Poaceae
Source: the annotation of a GenBank genome assembly